Melampsora larici-populina 98AG31 is the source of this 1940-nucleotide messenger RNA. RefSeq lists its product as uncharacterized. The annotation marks the transcript as partial. The record is from RefSeq and is a predicted model, not a curated record. Gene Ontology annotation, cellular component: endoplasmic reticulum membrane. The transcript is spliced from 8 exons. Gene Ontology annotation, biological process: phospholipid biosynthetic process. NCBI's taxonomy places the organism in Eukaryota, Fungi, Basidiomycota, Pucciniomycetes, Pucciniales, Melampsoraceae. Gene Ontology annotation, molecular function: glycerol-3-phosphate O-acyltransferase activity; glycerone-phosphate O-acyltransferase activity.
CAACAUCAAAUCAAAUCAAACCUAUCAAUACUAAAUCACCUUCGAUCAUCAUUCCCUCUGUUCAGGAUACGCUUGAAGACCUCAGUUCACUCCUAAGUUCGUUCAGAAAGAUAUUACCACUUCGAAAUCAACUCGCAAAACUAAUCCCAUUUCACCUUCGUCAAUUUGCUCGCUGGUGUCUUCGACAUCUAGCCACCAUGCUGCAUAGUCGGAAUUUACUCGCAAGUAACCUUGCGUACGACUUCACCAUCGUUCUCCUGAAGUUGAUCAUCAAUCUCUUCUUUCGUGAGAUCAGACCAAGAGGAUCUCAUAAAAUCCCUAAAAAAGGACCGGUCAUCUUCGUAGCCGCACCUCAUCAUAAUCAAUUUCUAGAUCCCAUCAUCUUGAUGUCAGAAGUCAGAGCCGCUGAAAAUGCAAGGCGAGUAUCAUUUCUGAUCGCUGAGAAGAGUAUGAAGCGGCCCUUCAUCGGUUUGAUGGCUCGAAUUAUGCAAAGCAUCUCUGUCACUCGCGCGGCCGAUAAUGCUAAGGAUGGUACCGGGUCAAUCUUUCUCCUUGACCAAGACCUCAACAUCGUCCAUGGGUGUCAAACGUCUUUUACCCGCGAACUAUCUCCUCGUAUGCAAUUGAUGUUAUCGAAGCAAUUUGGAUUCGCCACAGUAGAAGUUGUAGAGGUGAUCAGUGAUGUACAGUUGAAAGUUAAAAAGACAUUUACGAGUAAGGCGAGUGAUGUUUUGAGAGAAGAAGGAAUGAAAAUCACGUCCGGUCUUGAUAAGGCUGGUCUCACAUUCAAGGUUUUACCAUAUAUCGAUCAGACUAAAAUGUACAGCCGAGUGUACGAAAAACUCAAAAAUGGGGGCUGUCUAGGGAUUUUCCCUGAGGGUGGAUCUCAUGAUCGUACCGAUCUCCUUCCACUCAAAGCAGGCGUUUCAAUUAUGGCCCUUGGUGCAAUGUCAGCUAAUCCGGAAAUCAAAGUUAGGAUCGUACCUGUUGGACUUUCCUAUUUCCAUCCUCAUCGUUUCCGGUCGCGUGCAGUGGUGGAAUUUGGAAGUCCGAUUGAGAUUCCACAACAGUUGGUUAGAGACUUUGAGUCGGGUAAUGAAGAAAAGAAAGCUGCAAUUGGCAAAGUAAUGGAUUUAGUCUACGAUGGCCUCAAGAGUGUUACUAUCCAGACCCCUGAUUACGAUACACUUCAAGUCAUUCAAGCUGCUCGAAGGCUCUAUCGUCCGCCAAAUCGACAUGUCAGUCUGGGUACUGUCGUCGAACUGAACAAACGUUUCAUCACUGGAUACCUCAGAUAUCAAGACGAACCACGCGUUCAAGCUUUGAAACAGAAAACACUCCAGUAUAACAAGGCGCUUAGCUAUCUCGGACUCAAAGAUCACCAGGUUGAUAAAGUAGAUCGUAGAUGGUGGAAGAGUUUAAUCCUUCUAUGCUUUCGGGCCGGCUUGGUGACUGGUUGGGGUGUACUUGCGCUUCCGGGCGUCGUCCUCAAUGCACCAAUGUUCAUCUGUGCGAGUAUCAUCAGUCGCAAGAAGGCUAAAGAAGCACUCGCCGCCUCGACUGUCAAGAUUGCAGGUCGAGACGUGCUUGCAACGUGGAAGGUACUGGUGUCUCUUGGAUUAGCUCCACCACUCUACCUCAUGUAUGUUGCGAUUGCGGUGUCUUUAGCCGUGAAAUACGAAUUACCCAAGAGAUAUUUGAUGUGGACGCCAUUGGCAAUGUUGAUCGCCUUACCUUCAAUCGGAUAUUCAGCGCUAAAAUUUGGAGAGGUGGGCAUGGAUGUCUACAAGUCACUUCGUCCAUUACUCUUGUCCCUCUCUGGAAAUCGACGACAGAUAGAACGAGUAAGGGGCAUGAGAACCGAACUACAGGAAGAGCUUCAUGGGGUGAUUGAGGAAUAUGCGCCCAAGAUAUGGGAAAAUUUUGAUCAAUUUAGAAUC